AUAAGAGCUGUCAUGUGAGGACUGUACUUUACUCCUCUGGAGAAAACAGAAGAUACAAGACUCAUAUCCCACAGCAUGGAGUUCAGCCGCAUCUCUCUGUUGACUUUGAUCUUCAUCUGGGAUUUCCUGUGCGUCUUCAAGCAUAAUGCUGCAGCACACGCUGAUCUUUAUGAGAGAAACUCUGAAGAGUUGCUGGAGACUAUGAAGAGUCAAAUAAAACACCUGCAGGUCAGAAAUGAAAACUCACUGAUCAUUCAUGCAGGAGAAACACUGACGCUAAAGUGCAGAGAUUCAGGAUCUGAAGUGGAUUCUCUGUUCUGGCACACACCUUUCGGACAGUUUGAAGGCUGCAACCACCAAAACAAAGACCCAGUGGAAAUAUGUAAUAGCUCCUUGAAGAUUUCAAGAGCCACAUCCAGCCAUGAUGGACUGUUUUUCUGUAUCCGUGAGGAUAAGAUGAGCAAAACAAUCACACCCUACAGAAUUAAUGUAAUAGCCUUAAAUCCCAACAUCAAAAAACGACUAACCACUGCAAGAGAGGCAGAAGUUAAUGCAGAAACGGUGUCUGAAAGCGUUUUUGUGGCUGCUGUGGCUUCAUCAGUGAUUGUGAGCUUUUUAGUCGCCUUCACACUUGGCGCGCUUACAAGAUCUUACGUCAUGACAUGUUUACAAACAAUACGUGUUCAUUUACCCUUUAAAAAAGACAACAUUAAUGAACAGAACAACUUACACAACGAUACGGCACAACCUCAAUCAGUGUUCUUCAAGAAAAACGACACUGAAGACACGGUCGAUAUUGGUUUUGUUGAUGACGUUUUUAUUGAUGAUGUUGUAGAAAUUGGCGGGAAUGACGAGGGAAACCAACAGACUUGCGAAGGAGAUGAAGAAACUCGGGAGUUUAGAUCGGUGGUAAGUCCACAUCCAAAGAAGAAAGCCCGCGUCAUUAAAGUCUACAAUUACGAUGAAGAAGGGAAUCGGUUUAGUCAUAUUAAAGACUCGGAGGUGGAGGAUGAAGAAGAGGUCAGGCCGAAGCUGAGGACGAGAUCUCUGACGCGACUCGACGCCAUCAUGAAACGGGCGGAAACUCUAGACUUCAAUCCGGUCAGUGAGGAAAAUGACGGUCAGUCGACUGAACCAGAUCAAAACAUUGAUGCUACAGUCUCGCAAUUUUAAACAGAGGCCAUUGAGAAAUAUGCAAGUCAAAAAGAAAGAGAGUAAAACUUGUUUUCAAGUAGUGCUACUACUGGCCAGUGAUUAGGCAACAGUUCUCACUGUGUGUGUUGUGUGUGUUUAAUGUGUUUA
This is a messenger RNA of Danio aesculapii, 1302 nucleotides long. RefSeq lists its product as uncharacterized. The record is from RefSeq and is a predicted model, not a curated record. Lineage: Eukaryota; Metazoa; Chordata; Actinopteri; Cypriniformes; Danionidae. Bases 76 to 1173 code for a protein of 365 amino acids. The transcript is spliced from 3 exons.